Molecule: messenger RNA, 3423 nt
Organism: Juglans regia (Persian walnut)
Lineage: Eukaryota; Viridiplantae; Streptophyta; Magnoliopsida; Fagales; Juglandaceae
Product: AP2-like ethylene-responsive transcription factor CRL5
Exons: 9
Coding region: 391-2403 (670 amino acids)
Biological process (GO): regulation of DNA-templated transcription
Molecular function (GO): DNA-binding transcription factor activity; DNA binding
Source: RefSeq, a predicted model, not a curated record
UCUUGAUCGUCUUGGAAAGAAAAGCGAGGCUGCGACAAGGGGCGUAGGAUAAAGCAAUAGAAGAGGUCUUUCUCAUUCACAGAUCCCCAAGGAAUGCAGGAAGGACGUCCAGCAUUGCUUGCUGGAACUCAUUCUUUUUGCAUAGUUUAAAGGAACUUGCAGUGUUCCCUUCAGAAAUCUUUACAGGGAGGGAGAGGCAGAACAUAGUUUAGAUGAGAUCUUAGAUAUGGUCCAAUCUAUGCUGCAGCUAACAAAAAACAAAUCCAGUUUCAAAAUGGAGGGAAGCAUUUAGAUGUUGGUAUGAUAAGUUAAUUUCUUUCCCAAUGAUUGAGUUGCCUCACCUGCCCAGAAUGUCUACUAAGUGGGAAUAGAGCAACAUUGAGAGACAGGAUGAAAUCCAUGGAAAAUGAUCAUAAGAACAAUAACAGUGACGACAACAACACUAAGUGGUUGGGUUUUUCUCUCUCUCCUCAAUUGACCAUGGAAGUUCCUUCAGGCCCUUCUAACCAUCACCGAACACAUCCUCCUUCUGAUGCUACUACAGUUUCUUCUGCAGUCCCAGCAAGCUUUUUCCAUUCCCAACCUCACCUGAACCAUGGUAUUUACUAUGGCUGUGAAGGAGAAAAUGCUGGUUUAUAUUCCCCCUUGCCUAUGAUGCCUUUCAAGUAUGAUAAGUCUCUUUUUAUAAUGGAAGCUCUCAGCAAGUCACAACCACAAGCAAUGGUCACUAGUACUACAACUCCAAAGCUGGAGGACUUCUUUGAUGGUGCAACCAUGGGGACCCAGCACUAUGAAAGCAAUGAAAGAGAAGCGAUGGUUCUCAGCUUAGACAGCAUGUUUUACAAUCAGACGCCAGACCACGAGACUAAUUACCAAAAUAUCUUGGACUAUUUUGAACAGAAUUCCAGGAUCCAAGAACAGCCACGGCAGAUUCACGCCCAUCAAUAUUCAUAUUACUCUGAUUUUAGAAGCCAUGAUAUGAUAUUGGGGGACACUAGGGAGUCCCAGUUUUCAGAUUGUGAUCUCCAGCUACCAACAAUGGCGGAUGAUGGGGUUCCUGGCAUGAAGAACUGGGUCACAAGGAACCAUUCAGCUAACCAUUUGGUGCAGCAGAAGAUGACUGGUUUCAUGUGUGACAUUGGAACUGAAUCUGGAACUAUCAGCGCAACUUCAUUUGGGGGUUUACAGUCUUUAAGCUUGUCCAUGAGCCCUGGCUCUCAAUCAAGCUGUUUUACCGGUUCACGGCGCAUCUCAUCCUCUGUGACUGAUUCUACAGGCGUGCAUACAAAGAAAAGAGGGCUUGAUAAGGUGGAAGAAACGAAAGUUGUUCAUAGGAAGUCGUUGGAUACAUUUGGGCAGAGAACCUCCCAGUAUAGAGGUGUUACAAGGCAUAGAUGGACUGGUAGAUAUGAAGCCCAUCUGUGGGACAACACUUGCAAGAAGGAAGGCCAGAUCAGGAAAGGAAGGCAAGUUUACCUGGGGGGUUAUGACUUGGAAGAAAAGGCAGCGAGAGCUUACGAUCUGGCGGCACUCAAGUAUUGGGGACCCUCUACUCACAUCAAUUUCCCCUUGGAGGAUUAUCAAAGAGAACUGGAUGAAAUGAAGAACAUGACCAGACAGGAAUAUGUUGCUCACCUAAGAAGGAAAAGCAGUGGAUUCUCUAGGGGGGCUUCAAUGUACAGAGGAGUAACAAGACACCAUGAACACGGACGACGGCAAGCUCGGAUUGGCAGGGUUGCGGGAAACAAGGAUCUUUAUCUUGGGACGUUUUGCACUCAAGAGGAAGCAGCUGAAGCCUACGACAUUGCGGCUAUCAAGUUUCGCGGGGUAAAUGCUGUAACGAACUUUGACAUAACAAGUUAUGAUGUGGAACGUAUCAUGGAAAGUAGUACCCUUCUUUCUGGGGAACUAGCGAAACGAAAUAAAACAGGAUCCACGAUUGAGCCUUUGGACUACCUUCCUACUGACAAUAGCAACGGCGAAGCAAUUGUCUCUCAGAAGAUGAUCAAUGAGUGUGAAUCAGAAUGGAAAAUGGCUCUCUAUCAUGAGUCCUCCGGGGAAAUUGAUGAUCACAAGGCAGCUAAAAUUGAUAAUUGCAGGACCCAAUUUUUCUCGGUGGCUUCAGACGAUAUAAUUCAGCAAGAGGCGGAAGAUUCGGCCAAGAUGGGAACUCAUUCAUCAAAUGCUUCAUCUUUGGUGACUAGCUUAAGCAGCUCAAGAGAAGGCAGCCUGGAUAGAGCAGGCCUACCAUUAAUGCUCUCUGGAUUGCCUCCAUCUGCAUCAAAUUUGUUCACCAAUCCAACUGGUAUGAUUAAUUCUUGGAUCCCAUCAACUCAACUGAGGCGGCCUGCACUCUCCAUGCCUUAUAGUAUCCCAGUUUUUGCCGCUUGGACGGAUGCAUAGAUCACUUCUGUUAGUUGAUAGAAACUAGCGAAUGUUGGUUAUCUUGGUUGAGAUCACGCUUUCAUUUUUUUUCUUCUCUUUUUUCCACCCACUUAAGAUACCCGACGUCAUGUUUCUAUUCUAUCAGCUUUAUGAAGAUCUUACUUGCAAAAAAUGGAGGGAAAACUUUUCAAGAGACUAUGCAUGGUUAAAUCCAUGCAAUGAUUAUAACAUAACAAUAUGAGGUGGAUGACCUACACCCAUAAUAAGAUUCAGCUUUCUCUACCCUGUUAAGUACAUAACCCGCUCAGUUCUGUCCUUCAAACGCUGAGAUGCGAUCAAUUCUGUUGCUUUGAGCCUCUGAAUACCGUAUAUAUAAUCUCAUUGCUGUCAUCACCCCCACCCACUUCUUCACGUUUACAACAUCAUUAUUGCUUCUUACCUUUCUUAUCUAAGCUUUCGCUGAAGGUAGCAGAUAUUCCAUUCCCUUGGUUCGAAAAAAAUUAGAGCGUUAUGUACGGAAAUGCCUCCGUACAGGACUUUGGGGUGUUUAAUUGAUGAACAAAAAAGCUACUUACAACUGCACGGGGAUCCGGCGCAUAACCGUGGCCUACGUGGCACGGUUUUGAAAUGUCGUCUUCCCAAUUUGAAAUGAAAAUGCAAAUCUCGCAAUGAAAUCCAAAUCGCAGAAUUCCCUCAUUUUUCAUAAUCAGAACAAAAAUUUCCCCCGCUUCUCUCCAUUGUUCCCAUCGUCUUCACCCAACCAUGAAGAUUUGGACUCGAUAUUCAGUCCAAAUCACAGCAAAAUAGAACCCAAUCCGAAAUGAAAUGCGGAAUGGUAUAGGAAGCGGAGGAGAGAGUAAUCCACAAAAACGAAGCUCACCUCCUCACUCAGUAACCAGUGUGCUUUCGGAGCCGUAAAGAAGGCGACGGGGGCAACGGCGGCGACCACAGACGGUUCUUGGAUCAGAGAAAACGAAUCGGGGGUUCUCGAAUCUUGUUUUUGCUUUCCCUCUAUUUCUCCGCGCUGGCGGUUGCAUA